Messenger RNA from Halteromyces radiatus, 2719 nucleotides. RefSeq lists its product as uncharacterized. Gene Ontology annotation, cellular component: mitochondrial outer membrane. The transcript has 7 exons. The record is from RefSeq and is a predicted model, not a curated record. NCBI's taxonomy places the organism in Eukaryota, Fungi, Mucoromycota, Mucoromycetes, Mucorales, Cunninghamellaceae. Gene Ontology annotation, molecular function: ATP binding; ATP hydrolysis activity. The coding region runs from base 37 to 2631 and encodes 864 amino acids.
CAUAUUUAUACUACUAUAAUCACACUAAAUUAGAAUAUGACUACAUUAGUAUCACUUGUGGGUCGAACUUUACCUAGAACUACUCGUUGGAUCCAUACUACUUCUUAUGUUUUGACUGCUAAACCUACUACGGAACCCCCAUCUACUACUACUUCUACUACUACGACUACUACUGCGACAACAACAGAUGAUUUAACCACAAAAAACAAGCAUUUAUCUUCCAAACCUUCUACACUCACAAAAGGUCGAAAACAAACUCGAAAAACAAAAAGACAAUUACCUUUGAUACCAGAUUCUUUCUUACUCAAUAACUACAUUGCUCAUACUACUAUUCCUUUGGAACCUAUUGAUCCAAUAUAUCAUUUUCCUGAACAUUUAUGGCAAGAACUAAGGCUCAGUUUACUUGCUGGUUUAGCUCCAAAAGGUACUUUAGCUUCCUUUGAUCAUUCUGAUCAUAUCAUUCUCAACGUUCCCAAACAAGGUGCAACUUACUUACAAGAUAAUCUGGCACGACAACUAGCAAACGUUACAAACUCUGAUCUCGUUAUAUUUGAUCCUCAAGAUUUACUCUCUUUGGCUCAAGAAAACUCGGGCAAUGUGAUGACUUUACUUCCAACUCUUUCUAAAGGGAACUCUGACAUAUCAACCAUUUUGGCUAUUCAACCUGACGUUAUGAAUUCAUCUGCUUCGAUAAAAGAACAAUACGAUAUAGAUCAGGAAUCAGCAUCGGGUACUUCAAACAACAUUAAUAAUAACCAAAAUCAAAAUGAAACGGAUGUAUGGACUAUGGAUAUUGAUGACACUACAUCUAUUACAUCUAUAUCUCAACUACUCAAGAACAAAGAUAAAUUGGUGUCAAAAGCAAUGAAUGGUAUUGUAGGACGAUAUAGUACAAUGUUCAAGAAUAUUCUUCAAAUUCAAAAGACGAAAUCAACAAACUCAACACCACUGGCUGGCAACAGAAAAAUUAUUUAUUUACGGGAUUAUGGUGAAAUGCAUGAUGUGUUUGGAUCCCUGAUGCUUAAGUCUUUGAUGAUGGCUGUAGAAGAUUUACGGCGAACAGGUCAACAAUUAGUUGUAUUUGGCGGUCAUUCUCCUUCUCUACAGCAACAAUCUCAACAACAACAUUCAUCAUCACAUUCUGAAACAAUGACUACAAUGUCGCAUGAUAUGGAUGAUAUGGCAAAUGGUGAUCAUAGCGAUGGAGCAAUCGGCAGUUACAAAUACUCGUUACAAUCUGACAGCAUACCUUUACUCAAUGGAAUGAAAUGUAUCCAUGUUAUGCCUCCCAUUUCUCCAGAAAACAUUGUUAUAGAUGAAUGGGAAGCUCAAUUAGCAAAAGAUGCAGCACAACGAAUAGGCGAACUGAAUGCUAGACAGUUAUUGGUAGUACAUCAACAUAAAAGGGUACUUGGUAUUAAAUCUUGUCAUCAAGAUGCUAGUCACCAAAAAUACAACAAUAUGGUACAACAAUUAUGUGAACAAGUGAAAAAUAUCAAGGAUGAACUCUGGACAGCUGAUCAAGUCGACCGACGGGUAACUGUGGCACUAGGUCAUGCAUUACAAGCAAAUAAGGAUUAUGUGGAUAUACAUGAUUUUGUCAAGGCAAAUGAUAUUAUUGGUAAAGGAACAUCGAUCUAUCGUCAGGCUACACAAUUAUUGGAAUCACAUCGUACAUUGGCUCUUGGCAAAGAUGGUAUGGUGGAUAUUGAAUCGUUGAGACGAGGUUGCAAUACUCAUGAAAGUUGUUUGAUUAGUCGAAUUGUGGAUCCUGGCAAAGUUCAAAGUACAUUCAAAGAUGUCCAAGCACCACAAACAACAAUUGAAACUUUACAAACAUUGAUCUCUUUACCAUUACAACGACCUGAUCUAUUUCAAUAUGGAAUUUUAAAGAAAAACUUCAUUUCUGGUGUACUUUUAUUUGGACCACCUGGUACUGGCAAGACAAUGUUGGCUAAAGCUGUGGCGAAGGAAAGUGGUAGUAGGAUGCUUGAAAUUCAGGCUAGUGAUGUUUAUGAAAUGUAUGUGGGUGAAGGGGAAAAGAACGUCAAGGCCAUUUUCUCUCUUGCUAGAAAAUUAUCUCCAUGUGUGAUUUUCAUAGAUGAAGUGGAUAGUUUAAUGAACCGACGACAAUCUGAAGCAACAUCAAAUGCACAUCGUGAAAUCAUCAAUCAAUUUAUGGUGGAAUGGGAUGGAUUAUCAAGCGACAAUCAAGGUGUAAUGGUAAUGGCAGCUACAAAUAGACCUUUUGAUUUGGAUGAUGCAGUAUUAAGACGUAUGCCUAGACGUGUCCUUGUGGAUUUACCAAAGAAAGAAGACCGAACAGAAAUCUUAAAGAAAUUAUUGAAAGAUGAAGAUUAUAAUAUCUCGGUAGAAAAAUUAGCACAAGCAACUCCACAUUAUUCUGGAUCUGACUUGAAAAAUUUAUGUGUUACGGCUGCAUUGAAAAGUAUACAACAAGGCAACAAAGAUCAAAAACGAAGAUUAGAACAAAUUCAUUUUGAUGAAGCUUUAAAAAUGGUACCUGCUAGUUCUAGUGAAGAUAUGGAUUCUCUGGUUGAAAUACGAAAAUGGGCACUCAAAUAUGGUGAUGGAUAUCAAAAGAAACCCAAAUCAUCUUUUGGAUUUUGAAUGGGUCAUAUGGAAUUCUCACACACCACAUUAGAUACAUAGAAUAAUAGUUGUACAAAGAUCUUUUCAGGGUCGGGCUUUCUCGUCC